GUCGAGGUGAUUUGAAUUUAUGGAAAAAAAAUGUUUCCGGAUGCACGAGCAGAUGAUGGUUGUUGAGGGACAGGAGCAGCCAAUUUCGCGAACAUAUCAGUACAGAAAGGUGAUGAAACCAAUGCUAGAACGCAAACGUCGCGCCCGCAUCAACCUCUGUCUAGACCAGCUAAAGGACCUGAUGGUGACAGCCCUAGCCGGUGACGGCGAGAACGUAGCGAAACUCGAGAAGGCUGACAUCCUGGAGUUGACAGUUCGUCAUCUCCACAAGCUGCAGCGCCAGCAGCGUCUCUCCGCGAAUCCGGUGAUUGAUUCCGAUCGCUUUCGCGCUGGCUACACACACUGUGCUAAUGAGGUGAGCCGAUGCCUGGCUGCAACACCAGGAGUCGAUGUGGCGUUGGGCACAAAGCUCAUGACACACUUGGGACACAAGUUAAAUUCAAUGGACAAGACUGGACCUCUGACUAUUCACGUGGCGGCACCUCAAUCAUCACCGUCGGACAGCGAGUCCUCGAUGGCGGAUGAUUACUCAAUGCCACUGACACCGGCGUCGAGCCAGCCCUCACCCUCGGCAAUCAGGAGUGACGUUGACCUGAGUAUUUCGAGCCAAACGCACCAGGGGCUCCUGCAGGUCGCCAAACCCACGGAGGCCGUCUGGAGGCCGUGGUAAAUCCACUUGGAAGAUUUACGGGGGACAAUUGUGGAAAAAUCCUCGCGCCGCGGAUUUUAUUCCGAUAUUUGUGAUGUCAAAAUUACUGAGGUUUUUGAAUAAUGCAGAGAAUUUACGCUAUUAUCAGGGGAAAGACGGUCGAAAGCAUUUGGCUGGACAGAUUAGGAGGACGUAAUUCGUUGGAAAUGUUUGUCAUGUUUUUAACGAGUCGUUGAGUCGGUGGAUAAAUGUUUUUGAUGAUUUUUUUAAUUAGGAGAGGGUUAAGACACGAUCUCGACACGACACAAGGCCACGGUACCUCGUGCCAAGUGUUUCAAGCUUUAAUUUACUCCAGAGUUACAAUUUUUUUUUGUCACUUUAAUAAUUGUUUUAUGAUGAAUAACUUUUUGUCUGUUCUGGCAGCCGUUGAACUGUUUAAUUAAUAAUUAAUGUGCAAUUUAACAAGUUGACUUUGCUCGGUUGAGAGGUUAAUAAUGUAUAGAAAGGCGCCAGAACAUUUGUCAAUUCGUGUUGAUGAGCCUCGUCUCGGUCGUUGUUUUUUGUAAUUGACGAUGUAUCAUUAGAUCCUUGAUUCAUAGCGAGAAAAUUGUCAUAAAAAUUGUUCAGAAUUUCUAUGACCGAGCGGAGGAUCUUGUGAUAGAGAAACAUGUACCUGUGAUAUUUACUGUAGCGGAUGUGCUUGUAAAUGAUUAUUAGAUUUAUAAAAUAAACAGAACAAUUUUUUUAAUUAA
Diachasma alloeum is the source of this 1401-nucleotide messenger RNA. RefSeq names its product enhancer of split m7 protein. The transcript is spliced from 3 exons. Gene Ontology annotation, molecular function: DNA-binding transcription factor activity, RNA polymerase II-specific; protein dimerization activity; RNA polymerase II cis-regulatory region sequence-specific DNA binding. Gene Ontology annotation, cellular component: nucleus. The coding region runs from base 20 to 670 and encodes 216 amino acids. The record is from RefSeq and is a predicted model, not a curated record. Gene Ontology annotation, biological process: anterior/posterior pattern specification; regulation of neurogenesis; regulation of transcription by RNA polymerase II. NCBI's taxonomy places the organism in Eukaryota, Metazoa, Arthropoda, Insecta, Hymenoptera, Braconidae.